Molecule: messenger RNA, 3333 nt
Organism: Megalobrama amblycephala (Wuchang bream)
Lineage: Eukaryota; Metazoa; Chordata; Actinopteri; Cypriniformes; Xenocyprididae
Gene: zfp64
Product: zinc finger protein 64 homolog (mouse)
Exons: 6
Coding region: 144-2048 (634 amino acids)
Biological process (GO): regulation of gene expression
Cellular component (GO): nucleus
Source: RefSeq, a predicted model, not a curated record
AGUUCACACUGUCGCAAAACCAGCCAUCAACUCUGCUGAAAAACGUUUGAAAUGAAGAGGACACAGAACAACAACAUCAGCAAUCGCGAAUUAAAGUUAUUAAAUACUUCACAGAUCAAAACUCAGCUGGCAUCUUGAUCCAGAUGGCAACAUUCAACGGAGAAGGAGUAAACCACCUCUUAGUAGAAGUGAGUCCCGACAUCCACAUCUGCGGCUUCUGCAAACAGCAGUACAACAACGUUGAGGUCUUUUUUGCACACAAGCAAAACUGCUGCCAAAUCCCCUCGACUCAAAUAUCAGCCCGAAACAACAGUGGACCCAGUGAGACAUUUCAGACAUGUGUACCAAAAGUCAAGAAGACCCUCACCAAAGCCCAGAAAACCCCCUCCAAAAAGCUAAAGCCUGCACUAACUCAGAAAAGACACAUAUGCACAUUCUCAGGUUGUACAUUCAAAACUCAGUAUGGCCAAAAAGACAUGGAGAGACAUAUGUUAACACAUACUGGUGAGAGGCCUUUCGAGUGUGAACUGUGUCAUAAACGCUUCAGUCGUCGCGAUAAGCUGAAUCUCCACAGCCGUUUGCACACGGGAGAGAAACCACACAAGUGUAAGUACUGUCCGUACGCGGCGGCCGACAGCAGUAGCCUGAAGAAGCAUCUUCGUAUCCACUAUGACGAGAGACCCUUUAAGUGUCAGAUAUGCCCCUACGCCAGCCGCAACUCCAGCCAGCUGACCGUUCACCUCCGAUCUCACACAGGUGACGCCCCUUUCCAGUGCAAUCAAUGCGAUGCCAAAUUCAAGAUCAACUCUGACCUGAAGCGUCACAGUCGGGUUCACUCCGGCGAGAAGCCUUAUAAGUGUGAACUCUGUGAGUAUCGCUGUGCCAUGAAGGCCAACUUAAAAUCGCAUGUGCAGCUAAAACACAGCGCCUCUGACUCCUUCCGCUGUUCAAAGUGUGACUUCCAGUGCUCCACCAAAGCCGCCCUGCGACACCAUUCCCGCCAGCACCAGCCGGCCCAGCCUUUGCAGUGCAGCGAGUGCAGUUACUCCUGCUCCAACAAGGGGGCUCUCAAGAUCCACGAGCGCGUGCACUCGGACGAACGGCCCUUUAAAUGUGAGCACUGUUCGUUUGCUAGUAAGCAGCGGAGUAAUUUGUUAAUUCACAGGAGGAAGUGUCAUGCGGAUAAACCGGAUCGGCCGUGUAAAGGCGGGACAGGGGAGGAGCCACCCAAACCUCUUAGCUCACGCUACCGGGCGAGACUGGAGGCAACGCGGGCGUUUCGUUGCGACUUGUGCGAGGCUUCGUUCGUCAGGGAGGAUUCUCUUCGCAGCCACAAGAGGCAGCAUAACAGUAACGCACAACAACAAACUUAUAAUCAAGAGUCACAAACUGUUACCAAACAACCUGUACAAAAUGCAGGAUUUGCCUCUAUUGCAACCGACGCGCCAUCUUCCUACAACGCAACGCAUCUUAAGAUCAUUGUGGCGCCCUCUUUAGUACCGGAGGCUACUUUCGUUCAGGCUUCCGCCGCAAAGACGCUGCUCGGUCCGGAUGAUCACGAAGUGCUUUUGAACCCCGUAAUACAGCACGUCAACAUGCUAGCACCAGAAGGCGGCCUCGAGCACCAGACGGUUUUACUCACUCAAAUCAGUCCCGGUGAAACCGUCCCACAAACCAGUACUCAAAACUUCAUCGCAUCAGCUUCCGACGGCACACACACCUUUAUCACGUCCUGUUCUGACCUGGAAAGCCUCCACAAGCUCAUCCAGGAGGGCGGGACCGAGGUUACGGUGGUAACGGAGGCAAAUCCGACGAUCGCCGCCACAAAAGAACCGCUGAACAUUGACGGCACCUUGUCUCAGGACGUGUCCAAGCACUCAGAGGUCGCUAUGCCUGAAGACAGUUUAGAUAUUGGUCCACCGGGGACCAUUCUUGUUCAAAGUCUCCCUUUGUCCAUUUCAACACAAGACCAGCAGGCUAACAAGUACCAUCUGUCUCCGCACCAUAUAUUUUCAGACUCAAACACAGUGGACAUCGGUGAUUCGUAGUUAUGCAAAUCAUUGUGAUAUCGUGGUUAAAACUAACCGUGUUUGUUUUGUUAAUUUCCUGUUUCUUUUUCCAACUAAUGCUUCAUUCACGUUGUGUUGGAAUUACUGUAAUUAUAAGAUUGGCAAUCAGACGUUCAGCUCUGAGGUCAUCACGUCCUCUAACUCAGAAAUGAUUCACUUUCUACAGCAACAUUCAUGCAAAAUGGAUUAAAGGGUUAGUUUAUCCAAAAAUGAAAUUUCUGUCAUUAAUUACUCACCCUCAUUCAUUCAUCUUCAGAACACAAAUUAAGAUAUUUUUGAUGAAAAUACGUCAUUAUACCUUUUGAGGUCCAGAAAGGUAGUGAAGACAUCGUUAAAAUAGUCCACAUGACUACAGUGGUUCAACCUUAAUGUGAUGAAGCGAUGAGAAACAAAAUAACUUUGUUCUUCUCUUCCAUGUCUUUCUCCUACUCUGAUUACAUUGAAGACACAGUUCAGCGCUUCCUGGUUUUACGUCCGAACGCUGACUCAUUAUUGGCCGGCUCCUGUGUCAGCAUCUCAUGCAUGCGUCGUGCUGCUCACGUGAACGGCGUCGGCCAAUACUGAGCCAGCGUUCGGACGUAGAACCCGGAAUCCUGCGUUUACAACAUCGACAGCGUAGGAGACUGACAGGGAAGAGAAGAAAAUAUUGAAUAAAGUUGUUAUUUUUGUUAUGUUUUUGCGCACAAAAAGUAUUCUCAUCACUUUAUAACAUUAAGGGUGAACCACUGUAGUCACAUGGACUACUUUAAUGAUGUCUUUAGUACUUUUCUGGACCUUGAAAGUGGUAAUUACAUUUCAUCAAAAAUAUCUUAAUUUGUGUUCCGAAGAUGAACGAAGGUCUUACAGGUGUGGAACGACAUGAGGGUGAGUAAUUAAUGACAGAAUUUUCAUUUUUGGGUGAACUAACCCUUAAAUGUGCAAGUUUGUUGGUAACGACAACAAAAUACUUCAUCACUACUUUAAUUCACAUUGAAAUACAAAGAAAGUAUAUCAGGUAACACCAGUAAAUAUGCUGUAGAGAUUAAUAGUUAACUUUAAAUGUUCAAACCACUGCCAUUUUGGUGGCAGAAAAAAGCGCUGUCAUAAAAUUAAGAGUUCGACAAAGACAAAUUUUACAAGUUGAAAAUGUGUUGUUUUGACAUAAUAUAUAGGGGUUGCCAUACUGGAUCAGGGAGUCAUAGUUUCAUAUUCAUGUAUCGAAUCAAAUGUGAACAAAUGAUGUUUUUCCCCUGUUCUACAGUAAAAUAAACAUUCUCCUUUUUCA